This is a messenger RNA of Drosophila obscura, 1269 nucleotides long. RefSeq lists its product as uncharacterized. The coding region runs from base 121 to 1050 and encodes 309 amino acids. The record is from RefSeq and is a predicted model, not a curated record. The transcript is spliced from 3 exons. NCBI's taxonomy places the organism in Eukaryota, Metazoa, Arthropoda, Insecta, Diptera, Drosophilidae.
GUCGCAGCCGUCGCGAUGAGGCAGGCUCCUGUCAACGUUUAAGCCACAACAAUAGCCGCGAUAAUUGCACAGUUCUGCCUUAUUUUUGGAACACAGACGGAGUCAGAGACGGCAAGCAGAAUGUCCCAUUUGCUGAGGCGCACCAAAAAGUCCUGUCUGAAGUUGCUGCGCAGGAUAUCAACUUCAAGGCAACUCUUUGUGCAGCGCCUGGACGAGGAGGAUGGCGACGAGGAGGAGGAGCAGAUGGAGCAGCCCGAUGGGGAGGCGUAUCUGCAGAAGGAUGUGAACAGCAAUUGCCACACGGCGGAGGCCAUCUACGAAGAGCUGCAGCUGACUGAGUGCAGAGAAGCAGCCCAGCCGCAGCUUCACUAUCCAGAGGCAAAGCUAGACCUGAGGAGCAGGUACUUGCUUAGUUCGAGCAACUAUGAAGUGCUCGAGUCCACCCCCGUAACAGACUCCGGCAUUGAGUUCGAGCGCGUGCCCUACAGGGCCAAUGUGCGCUAUCUGCGCCACACUCCGUCCAACUCCAGCCUGGAUCUGCAUCUGCAGGUGGAGGAUCAACAGAAGCAGCAGUCACAGCAGUCACAGCAGUCACAGCAGUCACAGCAGCUGCAACCAAAACAGAAGCCACAACCAAUGCAGACUGCAGCCAGAUUCCAUCCGUGCAGCAUCAGUCUGGGAUCGAAGUUCGAGGGCAACUACCACAACGUGGUGAUCAUGGAGCCGCCGCACGACGACUAUCCCAUCGUCAAGUGGGACAUCAAUGGCAACUCAAUGGACGAUGAGAGCAUGGAUCGUUGGCAGCUGUCCACCCACUGGGAUGACUUUGAUAGUCGGUGGCGCAGGGCGGCGACCGGUCCCUCCCACUUCCGAUCCCGAUCCCAGUCACAGUCGCAGUCACAGAGGUCGAGCCACCAGUCGAGCUCCUGCACUUUGGAGACGUGGAUCGAUGAGGCGGAGCCGCUUAGCCUGGGGCCCUUCGUCGACGAGCAGCAGAAGCCCCAACAAACCACAGGAACACACAGUAAUCUUUGCCUUAAGAGCUUCUAAAUUCGGUAUUCGGUGGCCUCUGACUUUGACCUCCGCCCGAAUGAAAUUAUAUGUAACCAGAUAUGUGAGAAGGUACUUACUAUAUGUAGUAGAUAUGUACAUGUGUAUGAGUAUAUUGUUGUAUGUAUAUGAUAGACCGCAAUUUUCAUUAUAGAAAGUUGUUGCUACAAAUCCAUUAAAAUAAAGUGUUUGCGACGCUCCUUUGGCUCCAUACCUUGA